Molecule: messenger RNA, 1359 nt
Organism: Entrophospora sp. SA101
Lineage: Eukaryota; Fungi; Glomeromycota; Glomeromycetes; Entrophosporales; Entrophosporaceae
Source: the annotation of a GenBank genome assembly
AUGAAAAGUGACAACAAAGAUAAAGUGACAAAAACUAAAAGAUUGACUAGAUCACCCAAUAAACAACUUGCAAUAAAUAAAUCUUUAAGACAUCAAAGUACAUACAACAUUUCUAAUAGUAAUAAUAGGCGGAAAUUUAUUUAUAAAGUAAAUGAAAUAGAUAAGAAUGAUAUUUUUGCUAGAGAUAGAGCUGGUCAAACAAAUUUAAACAGAGCAUGUCAAGAAGGUAAAUUAGAUAGAGUUAAAUAUUUGAUAGAUAAAGGAUCUGACAUUAAUGCAUGUGAUAAUGCAGGGUGGACUUCACUUCAUGAAGCUGCAUAUCAUGGAUAUUUAGACAUUGUAUAUUUUCUGUUAGAAAAUGGAUCAGAAGUUAAUGCUAUUUCAUAUAAUGAAUUGGACACCCCACUUCAUGAUGCAUGUGCUGAAGGUCAUGAAGAUAUUAUUAGAGCGUUGUUAGAGUAUGGAGCUGACCCUGAAAAAACUAAUGUUCAUGAAAAAAAACCUGGGGACUACACAAACAAUAGUAAAAUUAUUAAAUUAUUGGGGACACCUGUGGAAGCUGUUAAAACACCUGUUAAAAAGUCAAACCUUGUAUAUUCAAAUAAAAGGCCAUUAAAUACAUUAUUAUUAAAAAGUAAUGAUGUUCAAAUUAAAAGGCCUAUAAUUUUGGAAACAAAUGACAUUUCUAAACCCAAACCAAAAGGUUUUGCAAAUAAAAAAAAUUUAGUUAAUAUAUCAGAAAGUCAGAAAUCUAUUCAAAAGAAAUCACCAAUUCCAAACUCUAACAGUGUUACUAGAAAUAACAUUGUUAUCAACAACUAUGGUAUUAUCAAGAAAAAUAAAAGUAGAAAUGUAAGUUCCAAAUUUUCUAAUAAUGAUAUUUUAAGAAUGGAUCUUAAAAGUAGAGAUUUAUCUGGUAGAGGUCAACUUCAUAUUCAUGCCAAGAAAGGUAACAUGGAAAUGAUAGGAAAUUUGAUUGAAGCAGGAGCUAAAGUCAAUAUUACUGAUAAUAAUGGACGUACACCAUUGCAUGAGUCUGCAUAUGAAGGUCAUUAUGAAAUUGUGAAUAUAUUGGUUGCAAUGGGUGCAAAUAUAAAUGCCACUGAUAGAAAAUUCAAUACACCACUUCAUGAUGCAGUCAAGAAUGGUCAUACUGAUGUUGUGGAAGUUCUUUUAUUAAAUAAUGCUAAACCUUGUGAGAAAAAUAUUGAGAAUAGAAUGCCUUUAGAUUUAGCUAAAUGUAGAAAAGACAUUGUUGAAUUAUUAUGUAAAGUUCUUCAUCUAAAUCCUGAGGAUUAUUUGCAUCCUAUUAUUAGCAAUAAUAAUAAUGAAAUUGUAGAAGAAAUUAAAAUUGAGUAA